UUUUCAUUCAUUCACUUUGUCCCUGGAGCGACUCUCUUAGGGAAGGUCAAUGACACACUCUUUCACCACCUUCACACGCAAUGUGUUUCAAGCAAUGAUCGCAAACAACGAUAUUCGCCUUCUUCCCACGAUGUCACUAUUUUUGACACUGGUUCUGCGUUGUCAUUACCAUGGAUUGCAGGGCUCAGAUAUUGCAUAGCUGUAUAAAAGUCCAGUAGCAUGCUUUCUGGCGGUCCAUCUCAACUUCAAGUCAAAGCUGGCCAACUGCUGGAUCAAAUUGUCCAAGUUAAAAGGUCUCCUGCUAACAUCAAUGAGCCUCCCGCCUCCUCUGGAGUUAUCACUCCUCGAGCCAGACCAGGAAUGCCAGAUGCUUCCUGUUAUCGAGCAACUCCGUGACUAUAGCAACUUUAGUCGAUGGCUGGAUCAGGUUCAGGAAGCACUAGCAGAAUGGGACUUGCAGGAUUACAUCGAUCCCUUUGCCCCAAGACCUGAGCCUGAUGAUAGCGGUUAUGAGGAAUGGAAACAACAGGCAGAUGUGAUCUUCUCCUGGCUGUGCCUUUAUACCUCACCUGCCCUCCGCGAAGAUCCAAUAUUUAAGCGCUCCCCGCCCCAACUUCCCGAAGAAUAUAUCCCUACUGUCAAGGAUAUUCACCUCGUGAACAUCGACGAAUUUUUCGACCCACCUUACUCCAAGUAUGGCGAGACUAUUUAUAGCGUUGGUCUGGCCGAUGAAUGUCCCAAAUACAUGGCUGAGGAAACUUUUGAGAUGAUGACUCAUAGAGGAAGGCAUAUUCGUUUGGACUAG
Aspergillus saccharolyticus JOP 1030-1 is the source of this 805-nucleotide messenger RNA. RefSeq lists its product as uncharacterized. The record is from RefSeq and is a predicted model, not a curated record. Bases 311 to 805 code for a protein of 164 amino acids. NCBI's taxonomy places the organism in Eukaryota, Fungi, Ascomycota, Eurotiomycetes, Eurotiales, Aspergillaceae. The transcript is spliced from 5 exons.